Molecule: messenger RNA, 7326 nt
Organism: Gymnogyps californianus (California condor)
Lineage: Eukaryota; Metazoa; Chordata; Aves; Accipitriformes; Cathartidae
Gene: PLEKHA8
Product: pleckstrin homology domain containing A8
Exons: 14
Coding region: 1-1578 (525 amino acids)
Biological process (GO): ceramide transport; intermembrane lipid transfer
Cellular component (GO): cytosol; cytoplasm; membrane
Molecular function (GO): ceramide 1-phosphate transfer activity; ceramide 1-phosphate binding
Source: RefSeq, a predicted model, not a curated record
AUGGCUGAAAUGAUUCAUGUGCAGCAGCAGGAUCUCCAGACUGAAUUAGAGGUUUGCUGGCAGCCUCGAUGGUUUCUUCUCUGUGGUGGCAUCCUGUCCUAUUAUGACUCUCAGGAAGAUGCCUGGAAGGGUUGUAAGGGAAGCAUCCAAAUGGCCGUGUGUGAAAUUCAAGUUCAUCCUGCAGAUAACACACGAAUGGACCUGAUCAUCCCAGGGGAACAAUACUUCUAUCUGAAGGCAAGAAACGCAGUUGAAAGGCAAAAGUGGCUGGUUGCGCUAGGAACUGCCAAAGCCUGUCUGACUGAUGGCAGGACACAGAAGGAAAAAGAGUUCACUGAAAACACAGAAGCCUUGAAGACUAAAAUGUCUGAACUUAGACUGUACUGUAACCUCCUUGUUCAGCAAGUGCAUAAAACGAAGGAAGCCAGCAUUUCUGGUGUAUCAGAACCAGAGAGCGAGAUUGAUAUGGGAGCUCUGUUAAAAUCAACCUGUGACACCUUCCUGAAAACUCUUGAAGAAUGUAUGCAGAUUGCAAAUACUGCCUUCACUUCUGAAUUAUUGCAUCAGACCCCACCUGGAUCCCCACAUUUAGCAGUUCUCAGAACGAACAAGGUAAAGCACUCUGUCUUGUCCAGUCACACCUCAAUGGAAAGGCAGAUGGAAUUGAAUCCCUGUGAAAAUGGCUCUGUAAAAGCAGAAAUUAACCAUCAAGAGCAAACUCUUAUUAAAAGUCUGGAAUGUUUAAACCUGGAAACAAAUGAGGGGAGCAGUGAUGUUUCUGUUGAAGAUCACAUAGCAGAGGAUUUGGCAGACAUUAAAGAAGAUGGAGAGAACAAGCUGCAAGCUGUAGAAAGCUGUGGUGCCCAUAAGUUGCUGCAGUCGGAAACUAAUUCUUUAAGUGGAUUGACUCUGUGUGAGGAAGACAGAAAUGAAAAUGAUUCUCCUACCUUCUUCAGUGUCAUGAGCAAUAGGUUCAGUGAUAUUGAACUUCGGGAGGAGGAGGGCAUACCAACAGAAGAGUUUCUGGAGUCAUGUUAUGCAAUUGUGCCAGUUCUGGACAAGCUGGGACCAACUGUUUUUGCUCCUGUUAAAAUGGAUUUUGUAGGUAACAUCAAGAAAAUAAACCAGAAAUUUAUAACCAACAAAGAAGAGUUUGAUACUCUUCAGAAGAUAGUGCUCCAUGAAGUGAGUGCCGGCGUAGCCCAAGUUAGAAACUCUGCUACGGAGGCUCUCCUAUGGCUGAAGAGAGGCUUAAAGUUCUUGAAAGGGUUUUUGACAGAAGUGAAGAAUGGGGAAAAGAAUAUCCAAACAGCUCUGAACAAUGCUUAUGGAAAGACAUUACGGCAGCACCAUGGUUGGGUUGUCCGCGGGGUCUUUGCGUUAGCUUUAAGGGCAGCUCCAACGUACGAAGACUUUGUGGCAGCUCUGUCUGUAGAGGAGUGUGAUCCUCAGGAAGAAACAUUUUACAAAGGAAUGCAGAGGGACCUCAACAUUUACUUACCAGCCAUGGAAAAGCAGCUAAAUAUCUUGGACACUCUCUAUGAAGUACAUGGUUUGGAGUCAGAUGAGGUGGUAUGACUACAGCAAGACCAUGUCUUAAAACUUCAGGGACUGUAUCUGUUAACAAAGAUUUCUUUCAUUUUGGGAUUUUUUGGACAUCGUUUCUGUUCAUUGUAUCUUUUCAGGUGGGAAGGGUGUUGUGAGUGUUUUUGGGGGAGGGUAUGUAUGAUUUUUAUUUUUUUGUUAACGCUUGUUUUGUGUUUAAAUGCAGAGGUACUGUUUCUCUUUGGGUCAUAACUAUGUCCCUGAUGAAUGUUCUUGACUGUUUCUGCCCUGCCUGUGCACGUCCCCUUCUCUUCACCUCAUAAAAGUGACAGAGCAGAAUUUGGCCUUUGCUCCCGUACCUUAGGAGAGAGCCGUGCGUGUAGCGGAGCCAUUGGGACAUCAACAUGGUGCCCAGGCAGGCGCUGCUGGCUCUGGCUCUCCCAUGCCCUGUGCCCACUCCCUGCGACGAUGUAGGAGGACAGAGGUACUGAGAGUUAUUGUUACCCUGGUAGCAGAAGAGAAGGGCAGCUAAAUGCCAGCUUAUAAGGUACGCAGUGAGUUUAUCCCUUAAUUUGGGUUGAAGCUUUUUAAUGCAGCACCUCCCCAAAUAUUUUAGAGAUCUUCACCACAGGCGUAUGUGGGUGAUGGUCUGAGCUUCCCCAGGAACCAGCCUUUGAAAGUGGGUGUUGUGUUCCCUGACCAGCUCCCAGGAUGUGCCACGUUCUCCCUGUCAGCUCCUGCCAGUGGACCACAAGAAAUUUGCUGGCACAGACUGGCAGAGCCCAGCUAAUUUCAACAGUGCUUUACACAAGCAAUUGAAGAUCAUGUCCAUCCUCCUGGUUUAUUAAGGUUUUGGUGGGUUUUUCUAUUUUGGGUUUAGGGUUUUCUUAAAUCAAAUUCAAACAAAAAUGUAAUACUUGCUUUUAAAUUGAAUACAGCUAGCAGUUUAAAAAGCAGAUUUCAUUAAAAUCCUUCCUAGGCUGCCAUUCUGGGCAGAGACGUCAUGAAAGUGGACAUGAAAUGAGUAAAGCAUAGGGGAAGCUAGAAUUUGUCACAGAGCCAUUACACAUUGGGCCAAUUACAAACCUUAAAAUCUGAUGUAGAAGUGACUGGAAAUUAAGAAAGUAAGAUUUGCCCUUUUUCCCAUUUUGCUGAUACAGAUAAAAAUGUGCUCCUUAACACUGCUGCUACUAAAGAGAAUAAAGAAGUCCUUUUAGAUAGUGACAUGGUUAAGGACAAAAUUCCUAGUUGUGUUGAUGACUAGAAGGCUGCCUGUGUAUUAUUGACUGCCCAUUCAAGGCAUAAGCGGGUCUCUCAGUGGUGACCUGGGGCUUCAGGUGGCUUUGUGCAAAGAGUUGAGUUUAAAUCAUGUGCAGGAGGAGAGAAGACUGUGCUAAUGAGGUACUUAGAGUUAGUAAAUCUUCAUAAAUAUAGGAGAAGUCAGUGUUGCCGUACUCACAGGAGAAGUACUGGCUUUUGCUAGGCUAAAAACCAUGUUGUCAGUAAAAUGAAUGUACUGCAGGCCUGCUGCCGUGCAUUGCUCUGUGACGGGAGCUGCUCUGCAUACCGAAUACUUGAUCCUUUCUAAAGAGCCUAGCAUUGUGAGCUUUAAGAAGAGCAUAUGAUGCUUGAAGAAAAGACCAAACAUCACACUUGGUGUAUAAAGCAAGAUACCAGGACUCUAAUUUGGCAUUUAAACAGUGUGACUUCCUUGUUCCUGUCAUCCUCUCUGAGUUGUGCCUAUCUGUAGUUCCUACAUACUCCAAGAGGAAUCAGAAGGAUGUGGGGGUUUUAGUUUUUUGGAUUUUCUUAAAUUAAGUAGUAUAUGUUUAUGUUUGAGUGCAAAGUCAAAACUUUUGACCAAAGCUCCAUUCAAUUAUUUCACUACUUGCAGUGCUAAGAAUGAAGCAGACAGCCUUUGGGAUUCGGCUGUCUGCUUCUUUUAAGCAUGAAUGCAAAGAAACCACUCCUGUAGGAGAACAACCAACUCUCAACCCUGUGUGGUUUCCUCAAGGUUUUCAGCUGUUAUGUGGGAAACUUUGCUGUAAUAGUUUUUAGCUGAAUGCUCUGGGAAGGUAAUGGAGACCACAUUUCCACAAAAUAUCAGCUGGGGUAUGGAGAGAGCAGGAAGAGAUCCCUCUUCUCUAGAAAUUAACUGUCGGAUCAUGAUGAAAAUUGACUUCCCUUUUUGGUCUAAGCUUUUCCAGUAGCAGGAAAGCAUAUUCAGCACUUAAAGUCUUGGAGGUAUUUUGGAGUUUUCUGUUUGUUUGGUUUGGUUUUGUUUUGUUUUUUUAAGUAGCGGGAGAACCACUAGUUUGUUAGUAGUGCAUCAGACCCAGUGUUUGAUGCAGAAAGUCAGGAGGCUUUAUUUCGUAGGCAGAGAACUUAACAGCUUCAUUGGGCCAUUAGCUUCAGCAAUUACUAGCUUCUACCGUUCUUCCUUCUUCUAACAAAUAGAGAGUGGUCCACAUUGCAUACCCUUGAAUCAGCAUGGCAUCAUGCCUCAGAGCAGGCUUUCUCUUCUUGCUCUUCUGUGCAAAGUUGGUCUUUCUGAACUCUGGAAUUGGUGCUUGAGAACGUUGUUAGGAGACUGCAGCUUCAGGAGACCCCUUUGUGCUUGUUGUUAAACAGGGGACAUGUAGAGAAGGAAUUGAGCAAGAUCUCCUUGCCUUCACGACUUGUACUUCACCAUGCACUGCUCUUGCAGGGUGUUGAGCACUUCUAAGACUUACAAAUGCUAUCUUUCUAGUCAAACCACCACUGAGAAAGAAACCCAUGCAGCAUGUUGCAGAGCUGAACUCCAAGUUACACGUGUAAGGAUGCAACAGACUAGAUGACCAAGUGGAAGCAAAUACACUGCUAGACAAUUCACUUCUUUCUUUUCCUGUGAUGUCAGUUUAGCAAGCAGAGAGGAUUGCUUUUGAUUUUAGUAAUUGUAGAGAGCAAGCAACUAACUUUUGGCCUUCAAAUUUAGAAUUGGAGAGAAGGUCGGUGUUUUCUGUUUGAUUUGUUUGGCUCGUUGAUUGGUUAGGGUUGGUUGUUUUUGGUUUUUGUUUUUGUUUUUUUUUUUAAAUGGCUGACAUUUAUGAACAACUGACCUGCAUACUGGUAGAGGUCCACGUGACUCUCAGAUAACAGCACCCUUGCUCUGUAUACUUUACAUGAACUGCUUUGGUUUCUUAAACUGCACUAGUCUGAAGUUUUGCAUCCCGUUCCUUUAGAAAUGCUUUCGGCUGUUUCCUUCAAUGUCUAACAGUUGCAUAUUCUCAGGGAUUUUACUUAGCCAUGGCAAAAUAAGAGUAAUCACAGCCUUAUCCUAGGAGAGUAAGGCUGCAUUUUGUGAAAUUAGUAUAGCUGAGCGUAGAACUGUGAUACAGCAUAUGACACUGACAGUGUCUAUCCAGUGCGCAUCCUUGCUGAGACGUGGUAAAUCCCAAAGCAAUCUGAUAGAAGUGCUAUCUAAUACUGAAUAAUGGCAGUCAGCAUAUUUGAAUAGAGAUCAUACACACAUCUUUGUAAUAUAGUGCCAUUGGCAUUAGAGCAGAGCUCUGAAAUAAUUUCAGUCAAGUUCUGCUUAGCAAUGGGAGGCUUUUAUUUAUUUUAUUUAUUUUGUUGUUAUUUUUUUUUAAAUAAACUAUGUUCUGGAGCCCCCUCUGCUAUUUUAAGACACCAUACUCAGUUGCAUAUUGAAGUUCUGUGACAUUACAAUUGUAGAAUAUGAACUGGAUACUCAAGUGCUUUAGUGUAAACUUGAGGAGUCAUUGAAACAUCCCAUCUUGACACUGUUGUAAUAUGGGUCUCCUUUUAACAGAUGCACUUAAAGUUAAGGGCCAUAUACCUUCGCUUACAAGCUUUUUGUAAAGCAUCAUCAGGGUUUAGGUUACAGCUAUUUGCUUUAAAAAUGUUUCAUAGUUUGAAAAGUGUCACUUGGUUGGAUGGAUGUAUAAAAAGUAUGCCCAAAAUGUGCUCCAGUUGUUUGCAGCGUGCUUUGGCAAAGGGGUGCGGACCGUUACAGAAAACAGGGUUACAUAUAUAUAUAUAUCUGUACACUGGACCUUCUAACCCUUUCUUUUCAUUAUCACUUCGGCUUUUGUGAAAAACUUUAGGGAACCUUAAACUGCCCUUCAGACACCAGAAAAGAUCAUUAGCCUGUUCCUACCUGGGUAUCUUCCCCUCUCUCCUCACCUGGUCCCCACCUGGUCCCCACCCCUUCCUUUCCUUCCAUUGUCAUCUGCUUUGCUACCAGAGCUGUUGCUGUUAAGUGGAAGCAUCUCUCCAUAGGAGCGCAAAGCAGGAAGUUUUGUAAGUGAUACAAAUGUAAACUUGGAAAAUCAGACCUGAAUUCUUUGGCAGGCAACCAAACACACAGUCAGAUGGAGAAUGUGCUGCUCUUCUCUGAAGUUUCUUCCUGGUUUGACCUAUUUCACCAGGAAAACCACACCACUUCAAACUUUUAAUUUCACCGAUGAAAUUUAAAUUGGGACACUUCAGACUUGGCAGUUCUACCUCUUAUGAGUGAAAACACAGGGAUUAUUUUUUUUUUAAUUGAUUCAUUUCUCUUCUCUUGCCUGCAUAGUACAGAUAACAAAACAAAAAGAGAAGUGGGGGGGGAAUAACUAAAUUCAUGCCUCGGCUACCUUCUGUAGCCCCUUGGUGAACAAACCCUGCAAACUACUGCAUGCUCCAAGCAAUAUAAAAUCACCCUCGUGCAGAAGGGAUAUCAUAGCACACUUCCUGGCUCUGAGCAAGCCCAGGCAGUAGCUGGUCCUGCUCACAGUUCACAUAAGGAUUUAAGCACUUGCUUUGAAGUUAGAACACAGGCAUAUGCUUCCCUUAAACACACAUGCACCCUCCUACUGGCACUCAGUUCUUCAAAAUGUGGUCUUUCGCUAUCAUGUUUAAUAUUCCUUUCUUGGUAUAGGAUUUCUCCCCCCAGAUACUCCAGAUGUGCUAGAGGUGGAUUUAGGGGUUUUUUAAUGUAUGAAACUUCCUUGUUUUCAUAUCCUGAUUUCUGCUUAACACUAAGUUUGUUAACUUUAUUUUGCAUUGCAGCAUUCAGGGGGUCCAAAACUUAGUAAUUCCUUUAUUUAAAGCCAUCUUGAAAGUUUGAGAUUUGUGUCUACUUGAAACUAAACAAGUAAAUUGCAUUCCAGAAUAUGGUGACUAAACUGAAAACCAAAGCAGCUUGCUUUUGUGGUUUCCUUUCCUAUUUUCUUUUUUCAAGCCAGUUUUGGGCAUACAUUUUAUCUAUGUCAAGCUGAGCUUACUGCAAGCCUUACUUAUAAAAUACAUUUAAAGAUGAAGAGAAGGUAUAUUGCCUCACACUUUAAAUUUACUUAAUUGUAAGGGCUUGUUCAUGCCCCCAAAAUCACCUCUUCCAGUGUAAGCAUUGCACAAAUUGUGCUGUCAUAAGCAGUUCAGUCUGAAAUACUUUGGAGUUUCCAGUCUGCAUCAUUUCUCAAAUCAUACAGCAUCUGUCUCUUCUUUUGGAGCAUUGUUAAGACCUUUGUCGUCAGACUUUUAUAUUAUUUCAUUAUAAUAAACUUAUUUUAAAUAAGCAUGUUUUAAAAUCUUGCUUUCUCCUUGCAUGGAUUUUGUUUCUUUUAUUACAAUAGAGGGCCUAAAGUGCUCUUCAGGACUGCAUCUGUUCUAGGUACUGUGUGAACAGUCGAAAACAGUAUGUUUCUGGUUCACAGAAACUACCUGUAUGUAUCUUUGUACGAAGAAUGUUAACACACAUGGAACCUGUUUUGAUUACAAGAAUAAAAGCUGUGUCUGGCG